UUAGGGCCCUCCCCCCAACUUAUGAUUUUAUAGCCAAUAGGUGAUGAGGUUUAUUUGCAUAUUUCCAGUCACAUAAGCAGCCGUGGAGUGGAAACAGUGUCAGACUCGAUUCCUCCUCCUCCGAGGAAACCUGCCGCUUUUAGCUGCCCUGCCCUUCCCUUAAAAGGGCGACUUGACCGGCACCGAACCGCGCAGCUCCAGCCUGCUCCUGCCUCGGGCUCCGCGGUCCAUCGGUCUGUCCGCGUUUGUUCCCGUGACCUGUAGCGCCUACAGAGAGGGACGCGCCUGGAGAUGGAGAGCAAAGCGCUGCUCCUGGUGGCUCUGGGCGUGUGCCUCCAGAGUCUGACCGCCUCCCGAGGAGGGCUGGCCGCCGCCGACAAAAUUACAGGAGGAAGUGAUUUUACGAACAUUGAAAGUAAAUUUGCUCUAAGGACCCCUGAAGACACAGCUGAAGACACUUGCCACCUCAUUCCUGGAGUGACAGAAUCUGUGGCUAACUGCCACUUCAACCACAGCAGCAAAACGUUUGUGGUGAUCCAUGGCUGGACGGUGACAGGAAUGUAUGAGAGUUGGGUGCCAAAACUUGUGGCUGCCUUGUACAAGAGGGAACCCGACUCCAACGUCAUUGUGGUGGACUGGCUGUGGCGGGCCCAGCAGCAUUAUCCGGUGUCUGCCGGGUACACCAAGCUGGUGGGAAAGGAUGUGGCCACGUUCAUCAACUGGAUGGAGGAGGAAUUUAACUAUCCUGUGGACAAUGUCCAUCUCUUGGGGUACAGUCUUGGAGCCCAUGCUGCAGGCGUUGCAGGAAGCCUGACCAAUAAGAAGGUCAAUAGAAUCACUGGCCUAGAUCCAGCUGGACCUAACUUUGAGUAUGCAGAAGCUCCCAGCCGCCUUUCUCCUGAUGAUGCGGAUUUUGUAGACGUCUUACACACAUUCACCAGAGGGUCACCUGGCCGAAGUAUUGGAAUCCAGAAACCUGUGGGGCAUGUUGACAUUUAUCCUAAUGGAGGCACUUUUCAACCAGGAUGUAACAUUGGGGAAGCUAUUCGUGUGAUUGCAGAGAAAGGCCUUGGAGAUGUGGACCAGCUCGUGAAGUGCUCCCAUGAGCGCUCCAUUCAUCUCUUCAUCGACUCUCUGCUGAAUGAAGAAAAUCCCAGUAAAGCCUACCGGUGCAAUUCAAAGGAAGCCUUUGAGAAAGGGCUCUGCCUGAGUUGCAGAAAGAACCGUUGCAACAACUUGGGCUAUGAGAUCAAUAAGGUCAGAGCCAAAAGAAGUAGCAAAAUGUACCUGAAGACCCGUUCUCAGAUGCCCUACAAAGUCUUCCAUUACCAAGUAAAGGUACAUUUUGCUGGGCCUGAGAGUGAUACCCAGACCAACCAGGCCUUCGAGAUCUCUCUGUAUGGCACUGUGGCCGAGAGUGAGAACAUCCCUUUCACCCUGCCUGAAGUUUCCACCAACAAGACAUACUCCUUCCUAAUUUACACGGAAGUGGACAUUGGAGAGCUGCUAAUGUUGAAACUCAAAUGGAAGAGCGACUCGUACUUCAGCUGGUCCGACUGGUGGAGCAGCCCCGGCUUUGCUAUUGAGAAGAUCAGAGUAAAAGCAGGAGAGACUCAAAAGAAGGUGAUCUUCUGUUCCAGGGAGAAAGUGUCUCGUCUGCAGAAGGGAAAGUCGUCUGUGGUAUUUGUGAAAUGCCACGACAAGUCUCUGAAUAAAAGGUCCGGCUGGUGAGUAUCAUGGAUGGAGCC
Molecule: messenger RNA, 1748 nt
Organism: Hipposideros armiger (great roundleaf bat)
Lineage: Eukaryota; Metazoa; Chordata; Mammalia; Chiroptera; Hipposideridae
Gene: LPL
Product: lipoprotein lipase
Exons: 9
Coding region: 292-1731 (479 amino acids)
Biological process (GO): lipid catabolic process; very-low-density lipoprotein particle remodeling
Molecular function (GO): lipoprotein lipase activity; apolipoprotein binding
Source: RefSeq, a predicted model, not a curated record